Messenger RNA from Camarhynchus parvulus, 2056 nucleotides. RefSeq names its product kelch like family member 10 (gene KLHL10). Gene Ontology annotation, molecular function: protein binding. Lineage: Eukaryota; Metazoa; Chordata; Aves; Passeriformes; Thraupidae. The record is from RefSeq and is a predicted model, not a curated record.
AUGCUGGGCCUGGGUCACCCCUGCAUCUGUGAUGUCAUUAUGGGGCACAGUCCAGAACCAGCAAGGGGGUUCAGUGCUGGAUGUUUGGGGACAACACCAGAGUGCUCCACACACCUCAGCAAGGUCCACUGCCUCUGGCCCCAACGUGCGGGAUAGCUUGGCACCUAGCAAAUAUUCAUCCUCCACCAUGGAGAGGAAGAUGAGCGAUAGGAGUUGCAGCAUCUCCAAUGAACUCCGCCUGGAAGGGAGAUUCUGUGAUGUGAUCAUCAGUGUAGAUGGGGUGGAAUUCAAGGCUCACAAGCUCAUCCUCUCUUGCUGCAGUAUCUACUUCAGGACUCUGUUUACCAACUGGGACAGCGCAGGCAAGAUGGUCUAUCAAAUCCCUGGCAUUUCAGCUGAAAUGAUGGGUCUCAUCAUCAAUUACGCCUACACCGGGACAGUACCGAUCACAGAGGACAACGUUGAGAGUUUGCUGGCUGCAGCAGAUCAGUUCAAUGUCAUGGGCAUCGUCAGCCUGUGCUGUGAGUUCCUCAGUUCCAGGCUGUGCUUUGAGAAUUGCAUUGGCAUUUGCAGACUCACUGACUAUUACCACUGCCCCGACCUGCGCGCAGCUGCCUGCGUGUACAUCCUGCAUCACUUCGAGGAGGUGUCCCAGGUGUCUGAGGAGUUCCUAGACCUCUCUGCCGAGGAGCUGGCACACAUCAUUGAGAAGGAUGAGCUUAACGUGCGGCGAGAAGAAGCCGUGUUUGAGGCUGUGCUGAGGUGGAUCGCUCAUGACCCGCAGAACAGGAGGCAGCACAUCGCCUGCUUGCUCAGCAAGGUGGGUGGUGCAGUGCAGCUUUGGAGCUGCCCCCAAAGUCUACCGAGGGGGAAACCAUCAGUGUCUAUUGGAAUAACUCCUCCUUGCCUGUUUCAGGUUCGACUGGCACUCCUACAAUCCGACUACUUCAUGAACAACGUCAAAGCUCACGAGUACGUGAAAGACAACGCCAACUGCAAAGAUCUCAUCAUCAGUGCCCUGUCCGAAAUCUACGACCUGAACUCCUACGGCCAGAGUUCCUCAGUCAACGCCAACCCCCUCACCCGGCCGCGCCUGCCCUACGCCAUCCUCUUUGCCAUCGGGGGCUGGAGCGGCGGCGGCGCCACCAGCGCCAUCGAGACCUACGACGGCCGCACUGACAAGUGGCUGAACAUCCCCUGGGAGCAGGAGAGCCCUGUUGCCUAUCAUGGCUCUGCUUAUUUGAAAGGCCACGUCUACGUGAUCGGUGGAUUCGAUGGCACGGAUUAUUUCAACAUCGUCAAACGCUUCGAUCCGCUCCAGAAGACGUGGCAGCAGGUAGCGCCCAUGCACUCACGGCGCUGCUACGUCAGCGUCACUGUUGUGGACAACUUCAUCUAUGCCAUGGGAGGGUUUGAUGGGUACAUGAGGCUCAACACAGCGGAGCGGUAUGACCCAGACACCAACCAGUGGACCCUGAUCACCCCCAUGCACGAGCAGAGGAGCGACGCCAGUGCAACCACGCUGAAUGGAAAGGUGUACAUCUGUGGUGGGUUUGAUGGUGAUCAGUGCCUCAGCUCAGCUGAAGUGUUCAACCCCACCACAAACCAGUGGUCCCUGAUCGCCCCAAUGAGCAGCAGGAGAAGUGGAGUUGGGGUGAUGGCGUAUGGGAACCAGGUGUACGCGGUCGGAGGGUUUGACGGGAACAGCCGGCUGCAGAGCGUGGAAGCGUACAACCCCAUCGCCAACGCCUGGCACGCCGUGCCCUCCAUGCUAAACCCACGCAGCAACUUUGGCAUUGAGGUGAUGGACGGCCUCUUGUUUGUGGUUGGGGGCUUCAAUGGGUUCAGCACCACCGUUGCCACCGAGUGCUAUGAGGAGGACACCAACGAGUGGUACGAUGCCCACAGCAUGGGCAUCACCCGCAGCGCCGUCAGCUGCUGCGUGGUGCCAGGACUCUCCAAUGUCAUGGAAUACAUCGCCAGGCAACACUACUACCAGCACAGCUCCUCCAUGGACAUCUUGUUCACCAGCUCAACUCGGAGCUCGCCGUUGUAA